Molecule: messenger RNA, 1364 nt
Organism: Eremomyces bilateralis CBS 781.70
Lineage: Eukaryota; Fungi; Ascomycota; Dothideomycetes; Eremomycetales; Eremomycetaceae
Product: electron transfer flavo protein, alpha subunit
Exons: 2
Coding region: 327-1364 (345 amino acids)
Cellular component (GO): mitochondrion
Molecular function (GO): electron transfer activity; flavin adenine dinucleotide binding
Source: RefSeq, a predicted model, not a curated record
CCGGAAUCGAUGAAGAGAACUGGGAAUGUGCUUAAAGAGUCACGCUGAAGAUGGAGAUACGGACUUCAAAGGUCGCGUCGAUGAACAGCCGUGAUCCCUAAACUUCAGAUUCGCGAGUCGCGCUGAAAAUACGCUAGUCUCGAUUAGAUAUAUUCACGUGACUGGGGUGGCUAAUCGUCCGAAGUCCAACCGAGCCCGAGGUCACGGGUUCCUCCGGUCCGAUCUCAGGACUCUCCGGUCAUUUGGGGAAUUGAGCCACUUUCUCCUGCAAGUUCAUUUAGACGAGACCUGUGGAAGAGGUCGACUGGAGGAACAAGCAAAUCACAAUGUUGUUGUCAAUAGCCUCGCGGCAUGCCCGUACCAGAUUACGCAUCCAAGCCCCCUCCGCCGUGCCCCUCCAUUCCGUAAUCGCUCGCUUCCUGUCGAGUUUGGCCAUCCUGGAGCAACGAGAUGGGAAGUUGAAUCCGUCGUCGUUAUCGGCGGUGGCUGCUGCUCAGAAGCUGGGAGGUACCGUCACAGCAUUCGUGGCUGGCAACGGCGUCAAAUCCGUCGCCGACGAAGCGGGCAAAGUCCAGGGCAUUGCGAAGGUCGUCUAUGUGGAUAGCAGCGCAUACGAUCGGGGCUUACCCGAGAACUACGCUCCUCUCCUGGUCGAGAACAUCAAGAAAGAUGGCUUCACCCACGUCAUCGCCGGCCACUCCGCGUUCGGCAAGAAUCUCCUCCCUCGCGUCGCCGCCCUCCUAGACAAGCAGAUGCUCUCCGACGUCACGGGCAUCGAAGGCGAUGAUAUCUUCGUGCGCCCGAUCUACGCCGGCAACGCCGUCCUCAAAACCCAAUCCACCGAAUCCAUCAAGCUCUUCACCGUCCGCGGCGCCGCCUUCCCAGCGCCAGAGACCAUCGGCGGCUCGGCUGAAGUCGUCGAGGGCGUCGAUCCGAAGGUGGAGUCACAGACGGAGUGGGUUUCGGAGAACCUCACCAAAUCCGAGCGACCGGACCUCGUGUCGGCUAACCGGGUCGUCUCCGGUGGUCGUGGCCUGAAGUCGAAGGAGGAAUUCGAGCGGCUUAUCCCCGCGCUGGCGGACGCGCUUGGCGCGGCGGUUGGCGCGUCGAGGGCGGCCGUGGACAGUGGCUUCGCGGACAACAGUCUGCAGGUCGGGCAGACGGGCAAGAACGUCGCCCCGCAGCUUUACCUGUGUGCGGGGAUUUCGGGUGCCAUCCAGCAUCUCAGCGGUAUGAAAGACUCGAAAGUCAUUGCUGCGAUCAAUAAGGACCCCGAGGCGCCGAUUUUCCAAGUCGCUGAUGUCGGCUUGGUGAGCGAUCUUUUCGAAUCGGUGCCCGAGCUGACGGAAAAGCUCAAGGCUUAG